CGCAGUUUAGAACACGCGCGACAAACGAUUUCGAGAAAAAUUUGUACAAAUUGAUGAACAACGCGGUGUUCGGUAAAACUAUGGAAAACGUUCGCAAUCACGUAGACGUAAAACUAUUGACAAAAUGGGAUGGACGAUACGGUGCUGAGGCAAUGAUUGCGAGACCAAAUUUUCAUAGCAGAAGUGUCUUUUCGGAAAAUUUAAUUGCCGUUGAGCUACGUAAACUUGAGGUGAAAUUCAACAAGCCGAUCUAUCGGUACAGCCCACGCAUAUUUGCUCAACACAUCGAUAAUAGUGAGUAUAUAGUGGUAGCCUCUAUUGAAUCGCGAGUAAGGACGCAUCUCUACCAAGUCAGCUUGCCAAAGAUCAUCGUAUCCGCGCACUAUGACGCGUCUACGGGGAAAAUAUCUUCUCGCUGGAGCGUGCAACUCCUCCACCAACCGAUGCUUUUCGUUACCGAUGAGCUGCUUCUCUGAACUUUUCUUCUUUUUGUUAAAUUUUGAUGAUUGCUUCGCCAUUGCAGCUUGUGAUGAUCCGUCUCUCGCUAUGUUGAUACUAUAUGUCAA
Harpegnathos saltator (Jerdon's jumping ant) is the source of this 566-nucleotide messenger RNA. RefSeq lists its product as uncharacterized. Bases 54 to 476 code for a protein of 140 amino acids. NCBI's taxonomy places the organism in Eukaryota, Metazoa, Arthropoda, Insecta, Hymenoptera, Formicidae. The transcript is spliced from 2 exons. The record is from RefSeq and is a predicted model, not a curated record.